AUGUCUGUGCAAGGGACCUCAAGGGAGUGGCUGGACACCAACCUGACGGGGCCCCGGUGCCUAGAGGUGUCGGUUCCCGACGGGCUCUUCCUCAGCCUGGGGCUGGUGAGCCUGGUGGAAAACGUGCUGGUGGUGGCCGCCAUCGCCAAGAACCGGGCCCUGCACUCGCCCAUGUACUUCUUCAUCUGCUGCCUGGCCGUGUCCGAUCUUCUGGUGAGUGGCAGCCGCGUUCUGGAGACAGCUGUGCUGCUGCUGUUGGAAGCCAGUGCCCUGGCCCCCCAGGCCACAGCCCUGCAGCAGCUGGACGCUGCCACUGACGCGCUGCUCUGUAGCUCCAUGGUGUCCAGCCUGUCCUUCCUGGGGGCCAUCGCUGUGGACCGCUACAUCUCCAUCUUCUACGCACUGCGGUACCACAGCAUCGUGACUCUGCCUCGGGCAUGGUGGGCCAUGGCGGCCAUCUGGGCGGCCAGUGUCCUCUCCGGCACCCUCUCCGUGGCCUUCUACAACCACACGGCCGUUCUGCUUGGCCUCAUCAGCUUCUUUGUGGCCAUGCUGGCGCUUAUGGCGGUGCUCUACCUGCACAUGCUCGCCCGGGCCUGCCAGCACACCCGGGGCACCCCCCGGCCCCACAAGGCACGGCACCCCACCCGCCACGGCUUCUGCCUCAAGGGCGCGGCCACCCUCACCAUGCUGCUGGGCACCUUCUUCCUCUGCUGGGGCCCCUUCUUCCUGCACCUCUCCCUCAUCGUGCUCUGCCCUCAGCACCCCGCCUGCAGCUGCGUCUUCAAGAACUUCCCUCUCUCCCUGACCCUCAUCAUCUGCAACUCCAUUGUUGACCCCCUCAUCUACGCCUUCCGCAGCCAGGAGCUCCGGAGGACCCUGCGGGAGGAGCUGCUCUGCUCCUGGUGAGGGGGGCUAGCAAGAACGGCGAGCU
Molecule: messenger RNA, 934 nt
Organism: Sorex fumeus (smoky shrew)
Lineage: Eukaryota; Metazoa; Chordata; Mammalia; Eulipotyphla; Soricidae
Gene: MC1R
Product: melanocortin 1 receptor
Exons: 1
Coding region: 1-909 (302 amino acids)
Biological process (GO): G protein-coupled receptor signaling pathway
Cellular component (GO): membrane
Molecular function (GO): melanocyte-stimulating hormone receptor activity
Source: RefSeq, a predicted model, not a curated record